CGACAAUCAGAGAAUACAACAUCAUGGCUUCCCCCUCUAAACAGCUUGACCCAAGUGUUCCGGCUCCUGGUGAGCGCGCACAGGCUGAGAGUGUCACCAUCGAGGACCAAACACUUCUGCUUCUGGCUAGUCUGAUGGAAGGUGGUCAAGAGGAUGAAGACACCUGCAAAGAGCUCAACAGUCUCACCAAGCUCCUCAACGAUGAUUCGUCAGAAGAGACCAGAUCCCCGAAGCCUCAUAAGCCUUUGUAUGAGUUGAUCGACGCCGAUUCCGUCGACACCAUUCUGGGUUAUCUCGACAUGAGACAACCUCCAACUAUUCGUGGUCACGCCACAUUGACUACAUCUGCAUAUCUCAAAGCAUCUGGAGAGAAAGGUGUUGAACUAUUGACUGAGUUCUUCAAUGCACGAGUGGGCAAGGCCACUUAUGAUGAUUUUAUAAUCGCCUUUUCUGUUGCAGCAUCGUUAUUUCCGGUGGUGCCGGACGUCAUAUCAACCUUGUUCCUAAGGGAGGGCUUCAUAGUCAGUCUCGGGCCGUUGAUGAAAAGGAAAUGGAAGAGCAAGAAAGUUGAACAAGCCGCUUUGGAAAUGCUCAAUGCGGCUUGUAUGCAUACCCAAUGCAGGGAAGCCAUCAAGAAGUACUGCGCAGAAUGGUUGGACGAAAUAGUCACCGAUGUUCCUCCAACCUCUGCGGACGUCUCGUCUCCGGACAAACUUCACCAAAUUGAACAUGGAUCGAUCCAGCAGCGAAUUCAUUCUGAACAAGUAAGAAAUCUAGCAGCUGUUGUCUUGGCCAAGCUUCAGGCUGUUCCUUCACCACCCAGUGCGGGAGAAGAAGAGCGGAUACAGCCUGCAACAACAAGCAUCGAAGAAUUGUCCGACAUGUUCCGAACCAUGCUCUCCAAGAACACUACUGAACAGAGCUCAAUCGAGGGAUUAGCAUAUGCAUCACUACAGCCAAAGGUCAAGGAACGCCUAGCUUCUGACAAGCCUUUCCUGAAGAACCUGAUCAAAGCACUGGGUGAUGCCCCAGCUAAAUCACCAGAAACUUAUGGAGCGUUAAGCAUCCUUCUCAACCUUACAACAUAUCUCCCAGCUCUUACAGAAGAACAGAAGCGGAUGAGUCAACUAAAAGCGUACGCCAAUGCUUCAAAAUCCUCAAAGCCAGAUCCUCUCAACGAGGACGAUCAUGUCUCGAAGCGGUGUCAAGAUGUUUUCGAAGCUGGAAUUAUUCCAAUCCUUGUUACUCAUAGCCAGCAUGGCUCAACUGCUUCUCUAAUGCUCGUCGUUUCAAUCGUCUUUUCACUCUCGAAAACCUCCAGAAUCCGAGGACAGAUGGCCCAGCAAGGAGCUAUCAAACUUCUCUUACAUGCUUUUUCUGUCUUCCCCUCAGACAACAUUCCAGCACGCCGAACAACAGCACAUGCACUAGCUCGUAUUCUCAUAAGCACCAACCCUGUGCACGUAUUUGGCGGAUCGAACCCCAUUCCGAUGACAUCUUCCAUUCGACCUCUUCUUCUACUUCUCGAUGACGACCCUGCUACUGAGCAGCGGGAUCUUCUGCCCGUGUUCGAAUCACUCCUCGCCCUUACUAAUUUGGCCUCCACAGACGACACGGCCCGGAAUCCAAUCAUUCGACUUGGCUUUCCACGAAUAGAGGAGCUGCUACUAUCAAACAACAAAUUAGUAACUCGCGCAACUGUCGAGCUGAUCUGUAAUCUCAUGCAAGCACCAGGAGGCGUAACAAAAUUUGCUGAUGGCGGAAAGCAGGCUAGUCAUAGGAUGCACAUCCUGCUUGCUUUGACGGACUCGGAGGACUUUGAGACGAGGAGGGCAGCCGGUGGUGCAAUUGCCAGUCUCACAGAAUGGGAUACAGCUGUGAAUGCAAUUCUGGAGAGAGACAGAGGGGUGACACUUCUUCUAGCAUUGUGUAAAGAGGACCAGGAGGAAUUGAGGCAUCGAGGAGUGGUCUGCAUCUUGAAUAUGUUGACAGCACCUGGCAAAGUCGGAGAAUGGGGAAUUAAAAAGGUGCAGGAGGAAGGAGGUGUUGAUGCUUUGAAGGAAUGCCUGAAGAAAUCUAGAAGUCAGGAGGUUCUGGAGAUCACCGUCGAGGCUUUGAAAAGGCUGCUAGGGGAGGAAAAGCCGAGUCCAGCUCUAUUGGAAGGGUAG
Messenger RNA from Hyaloscypha bicolor E, 2168 nucleotides. Its product is annotated as ARM repeat-containing protein. Gene Ontology annotation, molecular function: protein binding. Bases 24 to 2168 code for a protein of 714 amino acids. The transcript is spliced from 2 exons. The record is from RefSeq and is a predicted model, not a curated record. NCBI's taxonomy places the organism in Eukaryota, Fungi, Ascomycota, Leotiomycetes, Helotiales, Hyaloscyphaceae.